This is a messenger RNA of Epinephelus lanceolatus (giant grouper), 2773 nucleotides long. It is a transcript of the gene rac3b, whose product is annotated as Rac family small GTPase 3b. Gene Ontology annotation, biological process: small GTPase-mediated signal transduction. The record is from RefSeq and is a predicted model, not a curated record. Lineage: Eukaryota; Metazoa; Chordata; Actinopteri; Perciformes; Serranidae. Gene Ontology annotation, molecular function: GTPase activity; GTP binding.
ACCGACCCCUUUCACUGCGGCUCCAUCGCCGAGCGGACUGGCCCGCUGCUCUCAUCCGAGACCUCAGUGCAGACUGUCGGAUCUAUAAAACCUACAGCGCCGGCUCCCUGAAAGCCUCCAGCUCCUGUACAAAUGCAAGCGAUCAAAUGUGUGGUGGUGGGCGACGGGGCUGUGGGUAAGACCUGUCUGCUGAUUAGCUACACCACCAAUGCCUUCCCUGGUGAAUACAUCCCCACUGUCUUCGAUAACUACUCUGCCAAUGUGAUGGUGGAUGGGAAACCAGUGAAUCUGGGCCUUUGGGAUACAGCAGGACAGGAGGACUACGAUAGGCUCAGACCACUGUCUUACCCACAGACGGAUGUGUUCUUGAUAUGCUUCUCCCUGGUCAGUCCGGCCUCCUUUGAGAACGUCCGAGCUAAGUGGUACCCUGAGGUGAGACACCACUGCCCCAACACACCCAUCAUCCUGGUGGGCACCAAGCUGGAUCUGCGAGAUGACAAGGACACCAUUGAGAGGCUGCGAGACAAGAAGCUUUCCCCCAUCACCUACCCGCAGGGCCUGGCCAUGGCAAGAGAGAUCGGGGCUGUGAAGUACCUGGAGUGCUCUGCACUGACCCAGCGAGGCCUGAAGACGGUAUUUGAUGAGGCCAUCCGAGCCGUGCUCUGCCCUCCGCCUGUGAAGAAAAGGGGAAAGAGGUGCACCAUGUUCUGAGGAGGAAACCUUGCUAAAACACUUCACUACAUCACCAUGAACAACAACCACUACUUCUCUGAGAGGAUGAGAGAAAACUAGCGAGAGUGAGUGUGCACUGCUGAGAUUGCUUUCUUUAUAUUGAUGUUUUUUCAAAGCGAUAUUGGUAACAAGACCAAUACUUAAUCCAAUUUUUUUACCAUUACUGAAUAGGCUCAUAGGUUCUCUGUGAAAGACAUUGACUAUCCACCUACUUUGUACUCAUAGAACCACAUCAAGUUGCCAUGAGGGCUGACAAAGGUUUCUAAUACUCGUCUUCAUACUGCGACAUCUCUUCUGUUUCAGCCACGCUUGCUUGAAUUAAUGCGGUGUUGACUAGAUAGAAAGUGAACUAUGAAUAAGCCUUCAGGUCUGAAGUUACCCUCAGCUCCUGAUCUAAGAUCAGCAUGUGGAGAAAAAAUGCAUACUACUGGCAUGCACACACAAAUCUGUUGCUCCUGACAGAACAAACAAAAUACUACUGCCUGCAUUCACUAAACUUCACAAAUAGAUCAUGGUUUAAUGUGUUUUCUCUACAAGAAAUGUGAUAAGUUCCAGGGAAUUUCUAGUUAAUUACAGCCUGGGUCUUAUUUUGUAGUUUUAGCCCUCAUUCCAAUCAAUAAUAAUGUACUCACUAAAGUCACUGCUGAGAUUUAAGAACGCAAAGUCUGAUGAGUCAGACUGCACUUUCAAGCAAAUUCAGCAGUUGUUCUUAGCCAUAAGACCCUCAUUUAUUGAGGGACCCUUUGUCAAAACCUAUUGUCAGACCAUUAUUACUUCAGAUUUUUGCUAAUAUGUUGCAUAUUGCCAAAUCAAUGUAUUUAAUCAAAUGAACACAGAGAAAAUCUGGGGCCAGAUAGUGACCAUGGUCAAAUGACCAUUUGUAUAUCAGUUACUCACUGAGCGUUGAAUUUGUGAAGAAAACGUUUUUUUCGCAUGCCUACACAGUGAAUAAAGAAUCCAAAAAAGGUGAACAUUCUUGAUGAAUUGAAGUCAUUUGGGAAAAAGUUUAACAACAGCCAAACUAUAUCAAAAUAUCUGUAUACAAACUUUGAGACUCUGAUUAUACAGGAGCUGCAUGAGAGUUUGUAAACAGAUAUUUUGAUAUUGUUUUGCUGUUUUAAAUGCGGCCCAAUUUGUGAACAAUGAUGCUUUUUUUGGAUUCUCCAUUCACCAUGAUGGCAUGAGAGGAAAAAAAGAGUUUUUUUUCACAAAUUCAAGACAGUAGGUGGUGCGUGUUUGAUAUACAAAUGGUCAUUUUGCGGGUGAGGCAUUCCUUUAAGGAAUGGGGAAUAUGGGUUAAUGGUGUUCAGACAUCUCAGCAAUAAUUUGGAUGAGUGCAGUGUCAUUGAUACUGAAAGGAAUGAUGUACAAAACUAUGAACAUGUUCUUCUGAAAGGUUUACAUGGGAGCAUAACAUUGUAAGAUUAGUGACUUAACUCCAGUGUCUCUGAACCCAUCACAUUUUUGGCUUUCCUCAUUACGUUUGCACAAAUCCUCAAUCCUAAACGUACUGUAAGAUCGAGUGUGAAGGCUCAAUCUUGAGCUAGUUUGACAAAAAUAUUUUGAUCGGUUAUCAGUUCCACUUACUUGGUUUUAGCUUUCAACCACACCUUGCAGCCUGUUCAGCAGCGGAGUUUGCUCAGUCGAAGAAGAUGAGGUGUUGUGCAAUUUACAAGUUCAAGCAUUACAUUUUUCAAGCUUAACUUGCAAAUAUUAGUUGAGCUUUUAACAUCAUCUUAUGGUCUUCAUCAGAAUAGGCCAUGAGAUGAUGAAGACUUCUGUGGGUCAUUCACUGGGUCUUCUUUGCUAAUGCAGUCCAUGAGGUAUGGUUGAAAGCUCUGGAAAAAGCUACUAAGUGAACUUUGAGUUAAGAUCAUUUUGUCAAAUUAUGCCUGGUUCACAUUACACGACAUUUCUGUUCGUUUUAACAGUCACUGUGUCACAUUAGGCUAUUGUGGAGUCAUGAAAUCGUGCCGUGACUUGGCCGACAGACAUGACACACUACACAAGGGACCACACUAAUUAUCCCUGGUCGUCUUUC